Molecule: messenger RNA, 1783 nt
Organism: Coniophora puteana RWD-64-598 SS2
Lineage: Eukaryota; Fungi; Basidiomycota; Agaricomycetes; Boletales; Coniophoraceae
Product: MFS transporter
Exons: 14
Coding region: 131-1783 (550 amino acids)
Biological process (GO): transmembrane transport
Molecular function (GO): transmembrane transporter activity
Source: RefSeq, a predicted model, not a curated record
GUUCCGCAACGCUGCUAAAGAUAUCUACGCAUGCCUAAAGCCUUAUCGCAACGCGUCCUAGCUCUGCAGCAGCGCGUAUCCGCUCUCUCCUGUCGCCCACUUCCCCUCGCUCAGUCGCUUCCAGGUCACAAUGACGGACUCGACGGCGCUUCCGAUUCCAGGCUCUGUAUAUCUGGUCGACGUUCAGCACCAGUCUGACGCGCCGCAUCUGCACAAGAGCUCCAACCGCGAAGAGUCGGAGAUCGUCCUCAACCCUCCACCGUCGCGGGACGUUAACGACCCGCUGAACUGGAGUAGACGACGGAAGAUUCUUCAGGUCGCAUGCGUCAUGCUGUACACGACGGCCAUCGGUAUUGGGACGACCGUGUUCUACUCCAUCCUCGAACCCAUCUCGGACGACACCGGCAUUCCGCUGGCCACGUUGAAUCAGGGUACCGGAUACACGUUCCUGUUGCUAGGAUGGGGCGCACUGAUAAAUCAGCCACUUGCCCUGACAUUCGGCAAGCGAGGAGUAUACCUCCUAUCCGUCCUCGGAAACAUCGCAGUAUGCAUGUGGACGCCUUACAUCAAGUCUCAGGGCCAGUGGAUUGCCAGUCACAUCGUACAAGGUCUGGUGUGUACACCAGUCGAAAGCUUGUGUGAAGUCAGCAUCUCGGAUAUCUUCUUCACACACGAGCGAGGACGGUAUAUUGGAAUGUAUACCUUGUUUCUCUUCGGAUCAAAUUACUUUGCGCCUAUGAUCUCCGGUUUCAUCUACGACGGACAAGGCUGGAAUUGGGUGAUGUAUUGGGCAGCCAUUAUCAACGCGGUAUCAUUCGUUCUUCUGUUCUUCCUGAUGGAAGAGACCAACUAUACACGCUCACAAGAAAAAGACAGCAAUGUCUCGGAUGAGAAGCGUUCGUCUUCGCCGUCCGAAGAUAGCAAAGGCCUUCAGGAUGUAAAGAUCCCGUCCGCUAGCCCUGCAGUUAUCAGCGUCCACGAGCGGUCCGACGAACUAUCUCACCUCACCGGGACACCCUCGACCUACCUCUCCCGCCUCGCCAUAUUCAACAAACGCUUCGGCUCAAACGACCUGCUCCUGACGAUGACGUGGCGCCCCAUUGCGCUACUGCGUUUCCCGGUGGUUUUCUGGGCCGGCUUCGAGUACGGGACCUGUCUCGUGUGGUACAACGUCCUCAACGCGACGUGCUCGCUCAUCCUCAGCGCCGCGCCGUAUAACUUCCGCGCGAGCUUCGUCGGUCUCGCGUAUCUUGGGCCGCUCGUCGGGAUGCUCAUCGGAACGUUCUACAGCGGCUACAUCGGCGACCUCUUCUCCCUCCUCUACGCACGGCGCAAAGCCGGCGUGCGCGAGCCCGAAGACCGCCUCUGGCUCAUGUCCGUCUGCCUCCUCCUGUGCCCCGCCUCGCUCAUCCUGUGGGGCGUCGGCGCCGCGCACGGCGCGGCGUGGCCCGCGCUCGUCGUGGGCAUGGGCAUGAUCUCGUGCAGCACGGGCGUAGGCAGCGCGCUGAGCAUCGGGUACGCGCUCGAUGCGUACCGCGAGAUGGCGGGCGAGGUGAUGAUGGCUGUUAUUAUUGUUCGGAAUACGCUGUCUUUUGCGAUCGGAUACGGCAUCAACCCAUGGCUCGGCAUGGGCCUGCAGAAUACGUUCAUUUGCGCCGCGUUCGUUGGGAUGGGCAUCAACAUGACCUUUCUGGGUGUGAUGCGGUGGGGCAAGGGCUGGCGGAGGCGCAGUGCCGGACAGUAUUGGGCGUAUGUGGAGCAGGGGGGUACUGUUGCUCAUUAA